Beta vulgaris subsp. vulgaris (sugar beet) is the source of this 1067-nucleotide messenger RNA. RefSeq names its product glutathione S-transferase U17. Bases 93 to 788 code for a protein of 231 amino acids. Gene Ontology annotation, molecular function: glutathione transferase activity. Gene Ontology annotation, biological process: glutathione metabolic process. The transcript has 2 exons. The record is from RefSeq and is a predicted model, not a curated record. Lineage: Eukaryota; Viridiplantae; Streptophyta; Magnoliopsida; Caryophyllales; Amaranthaceae. Gene Ontology annotation, cellular component: cytoplasm.
UAUAUACCUACUCACCUCAUAUUAUUGAUACAAAGAAAAUUUUCACUUUGCUUUUGUUUUCAAGUAGAAAGAAAAAAGGGGGAAGAAAAAAAAUGGGGAAAGAAGUGAAGGUGUUGGGGUUAUGGCCAAGUCCAUUUGUGAUGAGGCCAAGAAUUGCACUUAACAUAAAAUCAGUAGAAUAUGAAAUGAUUGAAGAAAACUUGAAUCCAAAAAGUGAGCUUUUGCUAAAAUCAAACCCUGUUUACAAAAAAAUACCAGUAAUUAUUCACAAUGAUAAGCCUGUUUGUGAGUCACUCAUUAUUGUUGAGUACAUUGAUGAGGCGUUUCCAUCUGGUCCAUCCAUUCUACCAACUGAUCCUCAUGAUCGUGCCAUCCAACGCUUCUGGGCUUCUUACAUUGAUGAUAAGUGGUUCCCUAGAUUCCAUGACGUAGUCCAAACACAAAGUGAGGAAACAAGGGCAGCAGCAAUAGAGGAAGUAAAAGAAGGGUUGGUAUUGUUGGAGGAUGCCUUUGAAAAAUGUAGCAAAGGUAAGCCCUUCUUUAACGGUGACACAAUCGGCUACCUUGACAUCGCCUUUGGAUGCAUUGUCGGGUGGUUGCACGCCACCGGAAGGAUGUUCAAUGUGGUGUGGCUCAACCAGGAGAAGACACCAAAUCUCCUUGCUUGGGCGGAGAAAUUUUGUGCUGAUGAUGCUGUCAAGGAUGUUAUGCCUGAAAUUGAGAAGCUUUUGGAGUUUGCUGAAAUUAUGAAGGCUAAGUUCCAAGCAGAAGCUGCCAAUCAAAGUUAAAUGAUUAUUAUAGGUUUUGUAUUGCAAAUGGUUGAUGAUUUGUACUUCUGUAUGAGCUAGUUUUAGUCGGCUAAAUAUUUUACUAUUGUAUCAAAGUAAAAAGACUAUCCAAUAAGACCUUUAUUCAGAGUUCUAAAGCAAUAAACUUCUUGAUAUGUUUCCUUAAAGACGAUGUUAGCAUCAACUACAAGAAUUGACUUAUGGACUGAUAUGUAGCCCAACGUCACGCGAACGAAAAAUGAAUAAAAUGAUUAUAAGAAGGCAUAUUCAAUUCUUUUA